This is a messenger RNA of Spirodela intermedia, 2412 nucleotides long. The record is from the annotation of a GenBank genome assembly. NCBI's taxonomy places the organism in Eukaryota, Viridiplantae, Streptophyta, Magnoliopsida, Alismatales, Araceae.
AUGGGCGGCAGCGGCGGCGGCGGCGGCUUCGGAGGAGGAGAUGAGAAGGACCGGCUGCUCUCGGAGUCGCCCCCGUCGUUCGGCAGGGACUUCUCCGACGACGACUUCUCCGGCGAUGACCGAUUCCGAAGAACCGGUUAGGAAUUUUCUCUGGCUCUCGACGUUUUCGUCCUCCUCCCCUUUCCUCAACACCGGCCGGCGUUUCCUCCGUCAUUCCGCCGCCGCAGGGACGCUCUGGACCGGCGUCGCGCACAUCAUCACGGCGGUCGUGGGCUCCGGCGUUCUGACUAUGGCUUGGAGCACGGCGCAGCUAGGAUGGGCGGCGGGGCCUCUCUGCCUGCUGCUCUUCGGAGCGGCCAUGCUCAUCCUGUCCUUCCUCCUCGCCGACUGCUACCGGUCACCGGACCCCGACUGGGGGCCCCACAGGAAUCGGACGUACAUGGUAGCUGUGAAGUCCAACUUAGGUGACGACGAAACCGCAUGACGUACCAUUCGGAAAGAAAUAUUUCUUUUUGCAACGGUUUAUUGCUUGCUAUAUUUUAGAUCGUAAAAAGUUUUUUAAUAAAUAUUUAAAAUGAAAUAUUUUCCUAAAGAGGAUAAUAAAUGGAAUUUGAAAGUGGAAAUUAUUUUCGAAAAAAUAAAUAUUUUCCUACAGAAGCUAAGCUCGCUGACGCUCGCCCUCUCUCUCUCUCUCUCUCUUCUCUAACGUGGUGUGUGUUCGGAGCUCAGGUGAGAAGCAGAGAUGGAUUUGCGGGUUCCUCCAAUACGUGGGCAUGUACGGAAACGGCGUUGCGUACACCAUCGCUACUGCAGCCAGUGUGAGGUAUCAUCCCUUCCAACAUCUCUCUCUCUGUCUCUGUCUGUCUGUCUCUCUCUCUCUCUCUCUCUCUCUCUCUCCCCUUCCCUCUCCAUUUCCACAAACCCAAGUCGGUCCUGUGGACUUCUCCUGCGGGGGGUUCUUCGGAUCCUCGGCUCUUCAUAGAUUAAAAACCUCCCAACAAUCACUGCAGGGCGAUCCUGAAAUCAAACUGCUACCACAGAGAAGGCCAUGAUGCUCUCUGCGAGUAUGACGAUCGGUCCUACAUGCUGAUCUUUGGAGCUGUUCAAGUCGUACUCUCUCAGAUACCCGACUUCCACAACAUGGCGUGGCUAUCCAUCGUCGCCGCUGCUAUGUCUUUCUCCUACUCCUCCAUUGGGCUCUCCCUCUCUCUCGCUAAAGUACUGGGUAAUGCCUCCGUUGUCUUACUAAAACUUACUAAAACUAGGGUUCCUAUACUUAUUUAAGAUAUCUUCUGGAGUUUCUGCUGGUUGGAACGGGGAGGAGAUGAGGCUAGUUGCAGAUGUGGUGUGUCCCAACUCUGAGCAUAGUUUCCUUUUUUUGUCGCGAACCCUAGAGAAUGGAACCAUCAAGGGCAGCAUAGGCGGCGCCGCCGAAGGCACGGCGGCGGAGAAAGUCUGGAGAAUAGGCCAAGCCCUUGGAGACAUUGCCUUCGCCUACCCCUUCUCCGCCAUCCUUUUAGAGAUAGAGGAAAGACCCGAUCCUUCCUUCCUUCUCGUAUCACUUUCAAUAAUUCAAGAUUAUCCAUCCCAUAUUAUGAUUGACUAUUGAAACUAAUUCUACUAAUAAUAGCUAGCUUUUCUAAACUAGGCAUCAUAUUAUGUUGUUGACUCUCUCUCUCUCUCUCUCUCUCUGUAUUGCCACAUGCAGGAUACACUCCAGUCGCCUCCACCAGAGAACCAGACCAUGAAGAAGGCUUCCGCCAUCUCCAUCCUCAUCACCACCUUCUUCUACCUCUGCUGUGGGACCUUCGGAUACGCCGCCUUCGGGAGCAGCGCGCCGGGGAACCUCUUGACCGGGUUCGGCUUCUACGAGCCCUACUGGCUCGUUGACUUCGCCAACGCCUGCAUCAUACUCCACCUUGUAGGAGCAUACCAAGUCAGGAAGCAAAUCAUAAAAACAUGACUUUUCCUCUCCAAAUCAGUCAAAACUAGCGGAUCACGUACGUUGACUCGUUGGCCUUCUCGCAGAUCUACAGCCAACCUGUAUUCGGAUUCGCGGAGAGAUCGCUGGGAGAGAACCUCUCCUGCGGCGGCGGCGGCGGGGGCGGCGGCGGAGUGGCUCAGCCGUUCUGCAGGGUGAAUCUUCUCAGGGUCUGCCUUCGGACGGCUUACGUGGCGUUGACUACAAUGGCGGCGAUGGUCUUCCCGUACUUCAACGAGGUCCUGGCGGUGACCGGGGCCUUCAGCUUCUGGCCGCUGAUGGUGUACUUCCCGGUGGAGAUGAGCUUGGUCCAGAGGAAGACGAGGGCUUGGACGGGGAGGUGGGUGGCCCUGCGGAGCUUCAGCCUCGCCUGCUUCCUGGUCUCCGCGGUGGCGUUCGUGGGCUCUCUCCAGGCCCCAUCAGCAGUUUGA